AUGUCCGCGCAUCCAAUCGCCUGCGACGAUCCCCACUCGCGCCGCGGCGGUGGAGAUGGAGAGCUCCCGCAAGAAGCUCCGCAGGCCAGCAGCUCUCAGGCUCGCCAAGUCGUCAUCGCCGAUAUUACUCAACAGCAGCAACAGCCACCAUCCGCUUCGCCUCGACUUGCAGAUUCGCGCUACAACUCGAACCCCUCCGCGUCAGGACCGCCACCUCCGCAAGAACCCUCCUCAUCCUCUGUCCUCGCGACCUCCUCUUCCUCUUCUUCCUACGUGAUGAGCUCAAGCACGACUCCGGGCGGCAACAACUCUGACGACAAGCACCAACAACACAACAACAAUGGCACGACUCCCAGCGGGACAACGGAUUCUGCAACAAACACAACCGUGAUGGGCAGCGCGACGAAUCCGCCUCCAUCCUCGUCGCAGUCGCAUUUUCAAUCGCAGGUCCGAGCAGGAGGCGCUCCGGCGCGAGUCUACAUGAACGAGAAGAUCGUGCCUUAUCUCCUAGAAGGCAUGAAGGCUGUGACGAGAGACCAGUAUGUGGAAUCCCAUCCCAUCUCCCACGACAGUUUUUUAGUCGCAAGUUCUAACUCGUAUAUUACAUACAGACCUCCCAACCCCCUCCGCGUCCUGGGCGAAUUCCUCAUCCAGAAGAGCAACGAGGUCGAAAGUGGCGCGACCAGUACCAGCACCAGCACCAAAGUGUCCGAUUAA
Molecule: messenger RNA, 717 nt
Organism: Rasamsonia emersonii CBS 393.64
Lineage: Eukaryota; Fungi; Ascomycota; Eurotiomycetes; Eurotiales; Trichocomaceae
Exons: 2
Coding region: 1-717 (238 amino acids)
Source: RefSeq, a predicted model, not a curated record